This is a messenger RNA of Pseudophryne corroboree (corroboree frog), 2348 nucleotides long. RefSeq lists its product as uncharacterized. The transcript is spliced from 2 exons. The record is from RefSeq and is a predicted model, not a curated record. Bases 136 to 1713 code for a protein of 525 amino acids. NCBI's taxonomy places the organism in Eukaryota, Metazoa, Chordata, Amphibia, Anura, Myobatrachidae.
CAGGGAUGGGACGGGAAGUGGUCGCUAUGUGAUAACGUCGUGGUGUGUCGGGUAAAGUUCCGGUAGUCGGUAUCAGCAGCCGGUCCCCGCCUGGGGACAUAGAGUCAGACGGAUUGUCCGUAACCACCAGCAAUCAUGCCUCGGUCCAUGGUGUACAAGACGAAAUACACAGCUCUGACCAACCAGGAGGUUUUAGCUCUACUGCAAAACCCGAGGGAUGAAAUGAUCUCUACAUUGCCAGCCCUCAGUCCCAAACACGGCGAUAUCUACCUGUACUCCUACAAAGGAAGGCCAGACGCCAAAAAAGACUGGAGAGCAGACCAGAUUCGAUGGGCGCACAUGGGGGUUCACUCCCUUCCUAAAAAAGAUCCCAAAAUCGUUAAAACGUAUCACCAGAAAAUACUCUGCGGGAAGCGGGAAAAGUUCUUCCGCUACGGAUACGAAAGCACGGACAAAAGAAUUGGCCUGGUCGUCGUGCAUUACUUGGGUUCAGACCGGGAAAGAGAAGGAGUGCAUGAUACACUGCAGAGUUUCCCGCAGUGUAGCGAUGAUCGCACCUUACCAACGUCGCUGGAGAAUGUGGAUGAACGGUUCGUCAAUGACCCAGGAGUCAGCUGCAGAGAGGAGCCUGUAGACAUGUCAGAUUUCCUCGUCAACAUGCAACUCCCUGAAAGCGUCGGCCAGCUUGCCCAUAAACUGAGCAGCGAAAAGGCCAAAAGCAAAUUGAUGCGUGACGAUAUUUAUGGGGUGUAUGAACUGCGCUUUGCCCUCGAUAACUUCAUACGCAAUUUUACUCUCCUGCCAGAACUGAUCAUCGUCGUUUCUCUUCCGAAAAUUGUAGAUUUAUAUAAUGAGGUCUGCAGCAUCAACCAGCAUCAGCUGCUCUCCUACGACACAACGUUCACAAUUGGAGAUUAUUACGUGUCCCCAAUUGUUUUCAAAUGUCCAUGGUUUAAAGGGCAGCCAUCCAUUCCUCUCGCUGCUAUGAUUUAUGAUAACGGAUCGGCUGAGGUCCACAAAACCUUUUUCAAUAUUCUGAAUGACCUCACAGUUAACUUUAACAACGCUGACAUUCGACUUGUGACCAGCCGGGAGGGUGCAAUCGCAAAUGCCCUCGACAGCGUUGUCCCAGAAAUUACACAUGUCCUCCGGUGGGAUCAUAUUUUGAAGGAAGUGGAAAGUUGGGUGUCGGGUCAUAAAUCUAGGGCUGAUAAGAUGGAUUACGUAUCCCAUGUCCGCCACCUUUUAGAGUCUGACUCUGAAAGUCUCUUCCACAAGCUUUACGAAGGCUACAGACAAGAAUGGAGCGAGCCCUUUGUCUUGUAUUUCGACGAGAACAUUAAAUCUGACCUCGUGUAUAAGAGUGGCCGAUGGUUACUAAACGAACUGAGGAUCUAUACCCCGGGCAGCGGGGUGGUCACAAAUGUAUCUGACAGCAUGAAUAUUGUUCUGAAGAAGCUAACGGCAUGGAAGGAAGUGAAUCUGGAACAGAUGGUCCUUGCGCUGUAUUUCUUGCAGACGUUUUACCUGAAGGAAGUCCUUAGAGGGCGAUGUGGUACAGGAAACUACCACUUGAGGAAACCAUAUGAACAUCUGGCAAUGGAUAGCGCAGAUAUUGCCUUCACCAAUGACUAUUUCUACCUGCCACCAGAUGACAUCAUUGCUUUCCUAGAGAACAAAUCCUGGACUCAAAAACAAAACGUAGAUGGUUGAACAAAGAGACAGCAGUUUGUAAAGCACAGACGGACUUGGUAGAAAUGUUCUAGUUAGGUGAUAUAAGGCCAUUUUCAUGCGUAGAUUUGCCUAGCAUGUGUUUGACGCUGGCAAAACUGCAUUUGAUUGGACCCAAUGUGGACCUGAACCUUACAAUCAGAAGCCACCCUAGGAUGGGUCCAGGGACAAAAGGUUUCUGCUCUCCCUCCUGCCAAGUGCAGGUCCUUAGGGGAAGUAUCCUACUAAAGUACUACCCUGUUGUGGGGUUGUCCGGAGGUGAACAACCCCCUUACAGCGGACCUGUCAUCUGCUCACUUUGUUAGCAGACAUUCUAUAUUCAUGAGACAGUAGCCAAGGACUCAGGUACUGGCUAUCCUUUAUUUAAGCUAUGGGUCCGCUUUAAGACAGGAAAGAGGAGCUAAAUGUUAUAUUACUGCAGUGACUGCAGUACUGCAAACCCACAUUUAUUAAUACAGCCUUAUGUUUAAUGGGGCACUAUCAUUCGAAUAAAAAUAGUGUUUUGUUUUUGUUUUUUUUAAACUAAACAUGUUUUUGUAUAUAAAAUAUAUAAGGUAGUGUCCUGUAUUUAUACAAAAUAAAAAAUGUUUUCAUUUAUUGAUUAGGAAAGCACAGCA